Messenger RNA from Achroia grisella, 1164 nucleotides. RefSeq names its product ras-related and estrogen-regulated growth inhibitor-like protein. The record is from RefSeq and is a predicted model, not a curated record. Lineage: Eukaryota; Metazoa; Arthropoda; Insecta; Lepidoptera; Pyralidae. Gene Ontology annotation, molecular function: GTP binding; GTPase activity. Bases 184 to 819 code for a protein of 211 amino acids. The transcript has 6 exons.
UAGACAUGUUGGAGUGCGCGUUGCGCCAAUUGUGUUUGACGGCAGUCGCUCGGAAGCAGGUGCGUUGUGCGCGCGUGCGUUUAUUGAACAACUGAUAAUAACAACGCGGUUACUUGACGCCUAGUCACGAAUAAUCGGACAGAACCCAUAUACUUGCUCACUGUGCUGUGAUCGACAGGACCAAUGAAGAUGACUGUGAAUCGAAUAAGAGUGGUGGUGCUCGGAAGCGCACGAUGCGGUAAAUCGGCUGUGGUCGUUCGGUACUUAACGAAACGGUACAUCGGGGAAUACAGUUCGACAGGCGAUUUCCUGUAUCAACAUCGGGCCGCUUUCGAUGGAGUCUCGUCAGAAGUGGAAGUCCUAGACACAUGUGGGUGCGCAAAACGCGGUUGCCUAGCGGAACAUCUGCGAUGGGGCGAUGCAUUUGCAAUCGUAUAUUCCGUUUGUGACCGGAGGUCAUUUGCCGCCGCCGCUGAGCUGCUUGCAUUGCUGGAGAGGACUAGGUUGCCUGGCUGUACAGCUGUCACUUUGUUAGGAAAUAAAAGGGACUUGGAGCACGCAAGAGUCGUCAAAGCAGAAGAGGGCCAGGAGUUAUCGUUGCGGUUUAGAUGCCAGUUCUAUGAGGUGUCUGCGGCGGAAUCAUCUGCGGGCGCUGCACUGGCAUUCCAGGCAUUGCUCCGAGAAGCACGUGCUAUAGCACUCCUGCUACCAACACCCCGACGGAAACUCGCCGCUUACUCUGUCUCGAAGGUAAUCGGUUCAAUUCUUGGAUUAAGUAAUAAGAGCGUGAGGAAGAAACGGCCAUCACUCAGCAUAUGAUACGUUUUUCUACAUAUUUUGGCUCUGUUUACUCCGUGGUGGAGUUGUCAUUUCUGCAUAGCAUCAGAAGGAUGUUAAUCCGUGACUUUUGAUGCAUGGAAUCUAUGAAAAGAUUUGAAGAAGGCUGGAAAGGUUUCAGGAGACGGAUAUUAUGGUGUGCAUAUUUACCUGGCAGGCGGUUUGCUGGAUUAUGUAUAUAGAUGUUAUUAAAGUCUCAAUGAUUUGUUUCGUAUUUUGUAUUUCUCUUAAAGACGUUAUAACGUCUCUUUCUAAAUGAGUUUGUAAGUAUAUAAAUACUUUUAAUGUAGUAAUAAUUUUAUUGUCUAAUUGCUAAUUGCUUUUACG